Hippocampus zosterae (dwarf seahorse) is the source of this 1611-nucleotide messenger RNA. RefSeq lists its product as uncharacterized. Lineage: Eukaryota; Metazoa; Chordata; Actinopteri; Syngnathiformes; Syngnathidae. The record is from RefSeq and is a predicted model, not a curated record. The transcript has 3 exons. Bases 81 to 473 code for a protein of 130 amino acids.
GCACCGCUGCGAGAAUUUCCGCCGCUCCAGCAGCAGCACUACUGGGACCCCCACUCCCGCGUCGAUCCUGUGCUGCAUCCAUGACUUUACACACCUGGCUGGUGUACGGGCUUGGAUUUAUUUUGGGGCUCUGCUUGACGCAAGUAGAGGGUCUGCAGUGCUAUGGCUGCAACAUCAUCCAAGAUCAGCGGUACGUGGACGUGGGCUGCUCCAACCCAGAGGUGCUCACCUGCACCCACUCACACAAGGGCUUCAAGCACCGCUUCUGCAUCAAGACAGAGAGCACGGCACUGGGCAUCGUCCUGACCAGCGGCUGUGCCACGUCCAGACACUGCCAACAACAGGAGCUGCCAGGCGUGCGCAUCCACUGCUGCGACUCGGACCUAUGCAACAGCGCCCCCUCGCGCAGCCAACUGAACUACGCAUGCGCACUGGCCGGCCUGCUGCUGCUGAUGCUGAGGAUGUGGUUGUAGGCGAUAGGGAAUACCAAUUCACUGUGUGACACAAAAGAGGAAAAACUGUCAAGUGAUUGCGUGGCAUUUUAUGUCAGGGUCUGAAUGUUUUUUUUUCUUAAGGGGUAUGGUGUUGAAUGAGCAAAAUGAUCGGAUGUUCAGUAUGCACCUUGGCUUGAAGUGGUCUUUUGGUACGGGAACAAAACUGCUUAUCUUGUGUUUUCAGGAACAAAUUUAAUGACAGUUAAAAUGAAAUAACAUCAAUAGUUUGUUUUUUUUAGAAAAUAGAAAGUUGCAGAUGAAUGCAAUGUGAAAAGUGUGAACUAUUAUGCUCUAAAAGACAUUUGUUGUUGCUUUAGCUUCAUCAAAAGGGCAUGAACGCGCUGGAAGUUGCAUUUGUGCCGUGCUACUUUUUUUAAAAUCACGACGCAAUUAUAGUGACAUUCAAAUGAUUUGGCAAAUUUGAUGCUCUGGUAAAAGCUCAGCGCUAGCCAUGGCAUCCGCUAACCAGAAUCUGAGCUACACUGUGUUCGUUUACAGUUACGCUUCUUGUCCAUCACCGAAUGUGUGUAACGGAUGGUAUGACAAAAUGGCCCCUGCAUUAAAUCAUUUUGUUGAAAAUAAUUAACUGCCUGUGUGUGCUGCGAUUGGGUGGUGACCAGCGCAGGAUCUACACAGCUUCUCUUGCCAAAAGUCAUCUUAGGUUCAUUGAUGACUCGAUUUGCUAUGAUGGAACGUUCCAGCCCUAUCUUUUUCUUGGAAUCGCAGCUCCAUGACAACCUCUCUCAGCAUUCACAGAAUAACGUUUUGCCAACGAAGUCACUCAAGCUUUCAUUAAAGACACAAUGGAAGCACACUAACUAGUUUUAUUAUGGCUGCCACUCACUUAUCCUAUGAGGACAUUAUGUGCACUCAUCGUCAUUGCUGAAACGUCUUGUCUUGAUUCAGAUCAGAAAAUGUCUGAUGCGUAUUCUUCUUUCAAGGUCACUCUUUGUCAAAAGAAAUCUACAUAAAUAUAUAUUUUUUCAGUUUAUUUUUUUCAGUUCUUCCGGCUUACUUUGGGAGAGCACAUUGCAUGUGGUUAUACAAAAUUGUAAGAGUCAUGCAUGUAAAAAGUGGUCCAUGGUUGUAUCAAUAAAAUUAUUCAUAUUUUCACAAA